AUGGCCUUCACCAGCAUCAGCAAGGCGCUUUGCCUGUUGGCGGCGGCGCUGCCGGCCCUGGCCGCGACGGAGCAAGGCGUGAUACAAUUCCCACUCGAGGUCGAGGUCGAGGCCGAGGACGUGAGCAGCCGUGGACCGGCGAUCGACGACUUGAGCCGACGCCAGGUGCCCGAAGCCAUUCGCCCCUGGGGGAACCUUGACAUUGCCUACACGUUCAGCAUUCACGUAGGCACACCGCCUCAGAGGGUCAUCGUCGAGCCUGAUACCGGCUCCCCAACCUUCUGGCUGCCUUAUGUAACCGAUCCCAAAGACUGGAAGAACGGGUCAGCGCUCUUCCUCUGGACCGACGAGAACAAGCCGACCGACCCCGUGGGCAAACAAUCGUACUCGGGCGGGGAGAGCGUCACCUUUGUGAAGACGGAGCAAAAUAUGAGCCUAGGUCCUGUCGACCUUGGUCCCGUGCCCGUGGGACUAGUGGAUAAGAACGGAAAAGACGUGCGUCUCGGCAGCGUCAGAGGCGUAUUGGGUCUUUCACCACAAGGCGGCGUUCUCGAUGUGCUAGAACGCCUUAUCAGCAAGGGAGUCUGUCGAUCCAAAGUCGUGAGCAUCUCUCUAAGUCCCUUCCGCUACAAUACCGGCUCCAUCACCUUUGGUGGCGUCGAUACCAGCCAGCUGCAGGGCAAGCUCGAAGAGUUUCCCUUGGUCGACCACUCCUACAAGACUCCCACACCUAAACCAGAGCCCUAUGUCCCGAAAUACACGUUUGAAUCGAUUUCCUAUCUGCGGGUGCGGAACGAGACGGCAGAGACGGCAAAAACGACUAUCGAUUUUCUCGACACACCCAUCUCGCCGAUCACCAUCAACCCAGAAGGCCGUGUCUCGUUCCUGCCCAAAGACACGGUCGAGAAGCUGGCAAACCAAUUCGGCGGGAUUGUGGGGGGUUUCACCCAGGGCUACGAGCCUCAAAUCAAGUGCGAGGACGUGGACGCCAUGGGGCCCAAAGUCGGUCUCGAGGCCGAGGUUACGGGCAUCAAUGGCAACAACAGCGUCUUGCUCUCCAUGCGGCUUCAAGACUUUGUCUCGCGACGAGGUGACCGCUGCUGGCUAGCCGCAAAGUAUUCCACAAGUCCAACAAUGAUGCUGGGGAAGCACUUUUGGGAAAACAUCGAUGAGAAUACGCGGAAUCUCGUGAUCGAGAAGGGAAAACUCAUUCCGGAUCCGGCGUCCGUUCAAGCUUCAACGCCCGAUUCGGGACAUGUAGUAGCCAACCAAAACAGGCACUGGAUUAUUCGUCUCGAUUCGCUUUCCUACACGGCAGCAGACGGCUCACAACCAGAAAAGCCGCAGGCCGCCCCCUCGAGCGACAGUGGCUCUUCGAGCUUGCCAGUAGUCAUCGACACGGGCUCUCGGGCCUGUUACCUACCCCAGGAUUGGAUUGAUAAGAUCUUGCCGGCCUUCCCAGACGCCAGUAAGGAGGGCGGUUUCUACUAUAUAAGCUGCAACAGCGACCCCCAAGUCACUAUUGACUUCACUUUGGGCAACACAACCAUCAACGUUCCCGCCCGGGACUUUAAGAUGGGGUUACCCGGUGAGAAGUGCGCCGUGGCUGUGCAAACCCCGAUCGGAACAAAUAAAUACAAUGUACUGGGCUCGCCAUUCCUCCGCGCAGCCUAUGCCGUCUUCGACUAUGAAAGCAAGUCCGUCCACCUUGGUCAAUACAAGAAUUGUGGCUCAAAACUGCGGCCGCUGGAGCCGGGCGCCACUAAGACGGCCGAUAUUAUCGGCGACUUUCAAGUCCGUCCUGGGGUUAGAGUACACCUUAAUGAUAAGGUGGCGGAGUAA
Molecule: messenger RNA, 1842 nt
Organism: Hirsutella rhossiliensis
Lineage: Eukaryota; Fungi; Ascomycota; Sordariomycetes; Hypocreales; Ophiocordycipitaceae
Product: eukaryotic aspartyl protease domain-containing protein
Exons: 8
Coding region: 1-1842 (613 amino acids)
Biological process (GO): proteolysis
Molecular function (GO): aspartic-type endopeptidase activity
Source: RefSeq, a predicted model, not a curated record